AUGGAGUGCGACGAUGCGGCGGUGGAGCGUCAGAAGCUGGUGUCGAACGAUGAGGAGGAUGAUCAGAACACGAUCACAAACCUUUCCUCCAGCGGACAGGCUAAAUCCGUACAGACGCCCAUCUCACCCGUACUAAGUAACAAGCUGUUUUCCAGUGGCGAAACUAGCCGAAGCCAAAACUCCACCAGCUACUCCCUGGGGAAAGGCAUCUCGAACGAUGCUCCAUUGACGACGAAAGUCAACUAUGUGAACGAACGCAAAGCGCAGGAUACGAAGCCCAAGGCUAAGAAAAUCCAACGAGAGCUCACACCCACGGGUGGUAUUCCGACCACCAACACAAACACCACCACCACUGCCACCAUUGGCACCACCACCUCUUCCAGCACAAGUAGCAAUCUCCCGGACGGACCGAUCGUAACGGCCGUUCCGAACAGCAGCGCAACCCGCCAGCUUAAAUCUCCACCGGCACAGUACCAACGCCCCAAGCCACCAGAUUCAUUACCCUCGCCGACAAGCAGUGGUAUAGGGGGUGGUGGUGGUGGUGGUGGAAGCGGUGGUACAAAGCUACGGAACGCCCCUAGCGCCCAUCCCGUGUCGUCUGCCUCGGGCAGCUCAAUAACGCUCAAUGCAAAAUCGCACAAUUUCUCAUCCCGUCCAUUAAAGCACCAUUCUUUUAUAUCAGAGGUACCCGACGUGCGGCACAUGGAACGAGCCCUGCUGGGUUUGCUGGAGGAUUUCCAUUCGGGCAAACUGAAAGCUUUCGGUUCCGGCUGUACGAUGGAGCAGAUGACGAGCAUCCGCGAGCAGCAGGAAAGUUUGGCUAAGCUACACUUUGACCUUGGCACAGAAGCAUUUACCGGUGGCAGCAACAAUCCGAACACCGACAACGAGCUGCAGGCCCAAAGCAAUAUGAAGAAGCUGGUGCAAAAGCUGGAACAGUUGUCCUUCUCGAUCGAGAAGCUCCAUUCAAGCAAUGUGGAGAAGUAA
This is a messenger RNA of Anopheles marshallii, 987 nucleotides long. RefSeq lists its product as uncharacterized. The transcript is spliced from 4 exons. The record is from RefSeq and is a predicted model, not a curated record. Bases 1 to 987 code for a protein of 328 amino acids. Lineage: Eukaryota; Metazoa; Arthropoda; Insecta; Diptera; Culicidae.